Messenger RNA from Saprolegnia parasitica CBS 223.65, 2532 nucleotides. RefSeq lists its product as hypothetical. Gene Ontology annotation, molecular function: protein binding. The record is from RefSeq and is a predicted model, not a curated record. Gene Ontology annotation, biological process: vesicle-mediated transport. Bases 1 to 2502 code for a protein of 833 amino acids. NCBI's taxonomy places the organism in Eukaryota, Oomycota, Saprolegniomycetes, Saprolegniales, Saprolegniaceae. The transcript has 12 exons.
AUGUCUUCGACCGUCCUGCGCCAAGAUGAGCUCCUGCGCAUCGUGCUAGCGUACCAAGACGGCGUCUUUGAAGAGCUGCUGCCGCACUUCGGUGCUUGGAAGCGCUUCAAGAACGCCAACCAGCGCGCUGCGUGGCUCCUACUGCACUACGCUGGCCUGCACUGGCUGCAGCGGCUCUUGGCGUGCUGGCCCAUCGCCGACUCGGUCGUGCUCAUGGACAUGGCAGCAAGCCAUGGGCAGUUGGAGCUCGUGCGCUACCUCAGCGUCCACGGUGCAUCGGGAUGCACGGCGUAUGCCAUGGACGCCGCAGCGCGCAACGGCCAUGACGACGUCGUCCAAUUCUUGCACGCGACACGGUCCGAGGGCUGCUUGCGCUACACGCUGGACCACGCCGCCAUGAAUGGCCAUCUCUCGAUCGUACGCUUCCUCCACGACCACCGACACGACGGCUGCUCGACGAACGCGGUCGACUAUGCAGCUCGGAACGGCCACAUCAACGUUGUCGCAUUUCUCCUGCAAGGCCGCCACGAGGGCUGCACGCACCUGGCGCUGACGUUCGCAGCGCAGAACGGGCACCUGGAUGUGGUCGCGUAUCUGGUUCAGCACGCGUCGAUGGCCUGUAUCUUGAUUGCCAUCCCGGCCGCCAGAGCCCAUGGGCACCAUGACGUGGCCACGUACUUCACGCUGGACACGAGUCGGUUCGCGCUCGCCCGGCUCCGCGACGCCUCGUCGGACGCACUCGAUGCGCUGCUGCUUGCCGUGCAGGCGCGCAGCAUCGAGGUCGUCCUGUCGCCGCGGCUCUGGGGCCUCUUCCAGCACUUCUCGACGCUCGGGUCCGACCGGCUCAAAGCACUUCGGGUCGCCGAAAUCCACGCGCUCGACAGCCACGUCGGCAGCGAGCACAGUGCAGGCAGCGCCCUCGUCUUUAUUGUGCAGCCCCUCGUGGCGCAAGUGUACCUUGUCGCGCGACGCAUCGCGAGCGUCGUCGAGCACCAGCCGAAAGGCGCACCGCCGCUCGUCGUUCACAUCUUGCACGCCGGCCCCUGGAACGCGCUCUGCGCAACGGUGCUGGCCCAAGAACGCACGGCCGACGUCGUGCAGUUGACGCUCGCCCUCUUCCCACUCGGGUUCAUUCCGCUCGACAGCGACGUGCUCACGAUGGGGUCGGACACGCUCUUGCGCGAGUGCUACUUGGGCAGCAACAAGACGAGCCUUGCGACGAUGGCGCAUGCGCUGUACCAACUCGAGGUGACGCUCGGCAAGAUUGACCACAUCUUUUACAAGGGCAACCUCGCCCACGCGCUAUGGAAGCACCUCGCAUCCCUCCACAUUCAAAACGGCGUGCCGCCUCCCGCGAAAUCCAAGAAGCAUCGCAUCGACUGCCUCAUGGUCUUUGACCGCAAGCUCGACUACUUUGCGCCGCUGAGCACGCCAUUGACGCAAGCCGCUUCUGCUUCAUGUGUCCUCGCAUACCGCGACGGCAUGGUGCAGGUGGACGCGAAUCUAUUAGACGACACCAUUCCGAGUGGCCAGCAGCAGGCGCCCAUGAGUCUCUCGAGCGACGAUGCCGUCUUUGAGCUCUGCCGCAACGUCCACAUUCAAGCCUUGGGGCCGCUGCUGCAGCACCAAGUUGCUGCUAUCUCCGAGGAGCACGCCGCACUACAAAAAGCCAUGCACGACGAAGCAGCGUGGAAAACCGACAUCUCGAAUCUUCCGGGCCAGGUCCAAGCCCACUUGCACCAGCAGAGCUUGCUCAACCAGCAUCUGCAGCUGUCGCAGCUCCUGCAGGCGACGACCAACUCGAAGGACUUUCGACGGCGCUGGCUCCUCGAACGCGCCAUCAUGGAAGGCGAGCCGCGCCUCGGCGACAUUGAGCAGCUCAUUUGGAAGCAAGGGCCGCUCCUCCACGUGCUGCGUCUUCUGGCUCUACACAGCCUCGUCAACCACGGCAUUCCGAGGGAACUCUAUUUCCACCUCAAGACGCAGAUCAUGCAGUUUUACGGCUACGAAUACCUGCAUACGUUCGAGAACCUCGAGCAAGUUGGGCUCCUUCGCAUGCAAGACCAAGCGCAGAAAGCCGCGCCCAACCUCUUGCGUGCGUUUGGCUGCAUCGGCAACUAUGGCGGCGACGUUGUGCACCCGGACGACGCGGGCUACGUCUCGGGCGGCUACACGCCGCUGCUCGUCAAGCUCGUGGACGCCGCGCUCGGUCCUUCGCAGUGGGAACCCAUGGCCGAGCUUUUGCACCAACUGCCAGGUCCGUCGGCGCACUUUUCCACGUCUGACGCGGACAAGCCGCGCAAGAAGACCAAGUUCAAGACCGUGCUGGUGGUCGUUGUCGGCGGCCUCACCUGGCUCGAAAUCGCCGCGCUGCGCUUCUUGGGCCAGCAGCGCAACGUCGCGUUCUUAUUUGCGAGCAACGCGAUCGCAUCCGGGCAGCGCUUCGUCGACCCGCUCCUCGAGGCCGUUUACAACGGUCUCCUCGACCAAGACAUCAAAUAGACCUCUUGGUAACACACGCGUGGUAUGCGG